Molecule: messenger RNA, 1734 nt
Organism: Carlito syrichta (Philippine tarsier)
Lineage: Eukaryota; Metazoa; Chordata; Mammalia; Primates; Tarsiidae
Product: 1-aminocyclopropane-1-carboxylate synthase-like protein 1
Biological process (GO): biosynthetic process; amino acid metabolic process
Molecular function (GO): pyridoxal phosphate binding; transaminase activity
Source: RefSeq, a predicted model, not a curated record
GCGGACUCGCCCCGCCCUGCCGUGCCGCCCACCCCAGCGCCCUUCCUCCUGCCUGGGCUGUCGGGAGGCUGGAGAUGGAAUCCAGGGCUCCUACCUCCUCUCUGUGUCCAGCCUCUACACAGGACCUGGGCAGUAGCCACGGGGAUGGUCUGGAAGGAGAAUGUUCCAGAAAACCAGACCAGAAGCUGCCAGGGCUCCGUGGAGUGGGCGAUCCUGCUGUGUUCUCCUCUGAUGGCUCCUACCUGUCCUCUAGAGGAAGGAUGAUCAAAUGGUUCUGGGACUCAGCCGAGGAGGGCUGUCGGACCUACCGCACGGAUGAGUAUGAUGAAGACAAGAAGCCCAGCGGCAUCGUUAACUUGGGCACCAGUGAGAACAAACUCUGCUAUGACCUGCUGUCCAGGCGGCUGAGUCAGAGCGACAUGCACUGGGUGGAGCCGUCCCUGCUGCAGUACCCUGACUCGAGGGGGCAUCUGUUUCUCCGGGAGGAAAUGGCCAAGUUCCUGUCUUUCUACUGCAAGAGCCCAGCUCCCCUCAAGCCAGAGAAUGUGGUGGCUCUGAAUGGCUGUGCCUCGCUCUUCUCUGCCCUGGCCACCGUGCUCUGUGAGGUGGGGGAGGCUUUCCUGAUCCCUCCCCCUUACUACGGAGCUAUCACGCAGCAUGUCUGUCUCUAUGGCAACGUCCGACUGGCCUGUGUCUACCUGGACAGUGAGGUCACUGGGCCGGACACACGCCCCUUCCAGCUCACAGUGGAGAAGCUGGAGACGGCCCUGCAAGAAGCAGAGACUGAGGGUGUGAAGGUCAAAGUCCUCAUCCUCCUCAACCCCCAGAACCCUCUGGGUGAUAUCUGCUCCCCGGGAGAGCUGCAGGAGUACCUGGUGUUUGCCAAGAGGCACAAGCUGCACGUGAUUGUAGAUGAGGUCUACAUGCUGUUCGUGUUUGAGGAGUCGGUGGGGUACCGCAGUGUCCUGAGCCUAGAUGGGCUGCCUGACCCCCAGAGGACCCACGUGAUGUGGGCAGCCAGCAAGGACUUUGGGAUGUCUAGGCUCUGCUUUGGCACGCUGUACACAGAAAAUCAGGACGUGGCCACUGCCAUGGCUUCCCUCUGCCGCUAUCAUGGCCUCAGUGGCUUGCUCCAGUACCAGAUGGCACAGCUGCUCCAGGACCGUGACUGGAUCAACGAGGUGUACCCGCCAGAAAACCACGCCCCUCACGCCUAUGUCUUGGAAGAUCUCAAGGUCCUGGGGAUCCCCUUCCUGAGUCGAGGGGCCAGCUUCUUCACCUGGGUUGACUUGAGAAAGUACCUGCCCGAGGACACCUUUGAGGGGGAAAUGUUUCUGUGGCACCGCUUCUUGGACCACAAGGUGCUGCUGUCCUCUGGCAAGGCCUUUGGGUGUAAAGAGCCCGGCUGGUUCUGCCUGGUCUUCUCGGACAAGGCCCACCGGCUCCGCCUGGGGAUGCAGAGGGUCUGGCAGGUGCUUGACGGCAGAGCCUCAGUGGCAGAAGACGCCCCACCCUCUCAGACCCAGGAGCCAAGCGACCAGCACAGGUGAGCUGGUUGUCACUCUGUGGCCAGAGCACCCAGCGGCCACUGCCAGCCUGGGCCCUCCCGGGGCUGCAGGAGAAAUGUGGAUGGACCAUUUGCCAGGAAGAUGCCAACCUUGGUUUUGUGCCUGUCUCUUGCCUGUCUCCGUGGUUCACUCCCUCUCCUACUAAAUAGAAUUGGUUGAAACUGGA